Molecule: messenger RNA, 1105 nt
Organism: Oryzias melastigma (Indian medaka)
Lineage: Eukaryota; Metazoa; Chordata; Actinopteri; Beloniformes; Adrianichthyidae
Product: histamine N-methyltransferase
Exons: 7
Coding region: 167-1039 (290 amino acids)
Molecular function (GO): N-methyltransferase activity
Source: RefSeq, a predicted model, not a curated record
UGCUUCUUUUUCUGACCUGGCAACCCCGAGGAAGAGGUUUUGCUCAGAGAGGCCCACCAGGCAGCUGGAGAAGAGAACAACUGUGCAGCUGAGUGAGACAGAAGAACAACUGUGCAGCUCAGAGACACCGAAUCAGACUUUUCUGCACUAAAUCAAGGAUUUAGUCAUGGCUGCAGACGCGAACCACACGUGUUAUGAUAUCACCACUGUUGACCAUUUCCAGUUUUACCUUGAACAGUCAGGAGAGCACUCAGCCAUCCUCCAGGGCGUCCAGAACGUCCUGCCCAAAGAGUUUCAGAGGAUUGCUGAGGGAAAAAGCAGCUUUAAUGUUCUCGGUGUUGGAAGUGGUGGAGGUGAGAUGGACGUCCAGAUGCUCUCCCUGAUGGGGGCGGAGCUUCCUGCUGUUCCCAUCACAGCGGAUAUUGUUGAAGGCAGCUCCAAACUCAUCGACCACUUCAAAGCGUUGGUGGCAAAGUCGCCUCAGAUCCAGAAGAUCCCGUUUUCCUGGCAUCCCAUGUCCAGUGAGGACUACGAGAAGAUGGUGAAAGCCAAAGGAGACGCCAAGAAGUUUGACUUUAUUCACAUGAUUCAGAUGAUUUAUUAUGUGGAUAGUCUGGACGGAACCAUCAAGUUCUACCACAGCCUUCUGAAAAAUAACGGCAGGCUGAUGAUCAUCGUUGAAGCAGCUGAUAGCGGCUGGGACAUCCUGUGGAAGACCUUCAAGACGGAGCUGUGCGGCGGCAGCUUGUCCGAGUACCGCUCCUCCGGGGAGGUGGUCACCUGCCUGCAGAAUCUGGGUCUGAAGUUCGAGGAGCAUUUAGUCCCAAACAGCUUUGACAUCAGCGAGUGCUUCGAUCCAAAGAGCGUCGUCGGAGAACGUCUGCUGAGCUUCAUGACGGCUAAAGAUCACUUCAAGGAGUCCUUCACCCCGGAGGUCAGAGCCGGCAUCCUGGAGCUGCUGAGGAGCAAGUGCAGCGAAGAGAAGGAGGGAAGAGUGUUCUUCAACAGUAACCUGAAAUGCAUUCUUGUUCAUGCUUGAGCGUGUAUUCAGAAGUAAUCAGUGUUUUUUCAGAAAAAAAGAAUAUAAACUGUUUGGACAACUUUG